CCGCCCACGUGUGCGGAGAUUUAAAAGUUGGCGGCGCACGAGGCGCUCAGUUCGGUGUCCCGGCCCCGCGAGCAGCGCUUCAGGGACGCAGGAGGCACGGCCAGGGCACCGGGUGGAGCACCGGCUCGGCGAGGCGCAACGCAGGGUCCCUAAGAGCUAGCCGUCCGCAACCACCGAGAUGCUGCGAACAGCGAGCCACCGCCCCAGGUCGCCCCCCGGACAGGUGGGCGCGGCGUCCCCGCUCCUGCUGCUGCCGCUGCUGCUCGCCUGCUGCGCGGGCGUCUGCCGAGGUGCUCCAGUAUUACCUCAGGGAUUACAGCCUGAACAAAAACUACAGCUGUGGAAUGAGAUAGAUGAUGCUUGUUCAUCUUUUCUGUCCAUUGAUUCCCAGCCUCAGGCAUCCAAUGCACUGGAGGAGCUUUGCCUUGUGAUUAUGGGAAUGCUACCAAAGCCUCAGGAGCAAGAUGAAAAAGAUAAUACUAAAAGGUUUUUAUUUCAUUAUUCGAAGACACAGAAGUUGGGCAAUUCAAAUGUUGUGUCGUCUGUCGUGCAUCCGUUGCUGCAGCUCGUUCCUCGCCUGCAUGAGAGAAGAAUGAAGAGAUUCGGAGUGGACGAAGAAUUUCAAAGUCCCUUUGCAAGUCAAAGUCGAGGAUAUUUUUUAUUCAGGCCACGAAAUGGAAGAAGGUCAGCAAGUUUCAUUUAAAAUGGAUGCCAGCUAAUUUCCCACAGAGCAAUGCUAUGGAAUACAAAAUGUACUGACAUUUUGAUUUCUUCUGCAAAACAAUCCUUGCUAAGUUUACUCUGUUGAAAAUCCCUGUGUUGCCAGUGUGUUCUCAGUUGUAACAAUGUUAUAAAUGUUUAAUUUGUUGAAAAUAAAAA
This is a messenger RNA of Cebus imitator (Panamanian white-faced capuchin), 879 nucleotides long. RefSeq names its product neuromedin U (gene NMU). The record is from RefSeq and is a predicted model, not a curated record. The transcript is spliced from 10 exons. Gene Ontology annotation, biological process: regulation of smooth muscle contraction. Bases 179 to 703 code for a protein of 174 amino acids. Gene Ontology annotation, molecular function: neuromedin U receptor binding. NCBI's taxonomy places the organism in Eukaryota, Metazoa, Chordata, Mammalia, Primates, Cebidae.